AUGGCGGCAACUGGCCUGGACGUGCACUUGCAUCCCCUAGUCCUCAUCAACAUCUCGGAUCAUGUGGUGAGGUUUCGCAGCGCUAGUCGGUCGGAGCGAGUACUUGGUGCUUUGCUUGGUGCACAGGAGGGCAGGCGCAUAGACGUGCACAACUCCUUCGAGCUUGUGUUGCAGGAGGAAUCUGGUGAGAGGUCCCUCGACCUGGAGUUCUUCCAGCAGCGCCUGGCGCAAUACCUCGAGGUGUUUCCACGAUACGAAUUUCUGGGAUGGUAUUCAACGGGCCCUCACCCAGAAGAGGCUGACAAGGCCUUGCACAGAAAGAUCCAGGAGGUCGGUGCCAAUGAGAAUCCCUUUGCCCUCCUCAUGGACACAGACAAGAUGUCCCGAGAGAAGGCUUCGCAGGGGGAGGACCUGCCGGUGAAGGUCUAUGAUGCCACGGUCCACAUCGAGCAGGGUGCGGCUACGGUCACUUGGAACGAGGUGCCGUACAUCAUCGAUACUCUGGAAGCAGAGCGGAUAGCAGUCAACCAUGUGGCCAAAUCUGCGACCACGGCCACAUCAGGCUAUUCCUCCGACUUCACUCAGUACACGUCUGGCUUGUCGAACUCCGUGGUCAUGCUCAGCAACCGGAUAAAGGAAUUGUUGGAGCACAUGAAGGAGGUGAAGGAAGGACGAGCACCGAAGAAUCCGGAAGUCCUGAGACAAACGCUGUCCAUCUGCCAGGCACUCCAGUCCGUGCAUCCGUCAGCCUUGCAGGAGGAGUUCUGUGGCGAGUACAACGAUGCCACGCUGGUCGUACUCCUUGCGACUCUCACCAAGGUUUGUGCCAACACCUCUGAUCUGCUCGACAAGUUUCAGCUGGCAUAUAUGCAGCACUUGUUAAAGCAGCUGGUGUUCCAAUGCGGAAACAUCGACCCAGACAUCACUAUCCUUUCGGCUGGCAACGCACUGUGGUUCCUAGUUGUGGGGUCGAAGAUCGAUUUGUCGGCUGCUGUGUUUCGAGAACCUUUGGGACAGCAGGGCGCGGCCUCCUUUGAUCUGCUACGAUAUUUGUCCGACUUGUCCCAAGUUCCAGAGGUGGGCUUGAUGUCCUUUGUCCGGCUUCUGGCUCACGGGAAUGUACUGGCCGCGUUGCUCUGCUGUGCCACGGCAAGCAAGUUGAGGACGCGAGAGCAAGCCGGGGCCGUGCCGGCCGGGGUGCCACAAAUCGAGGAGCUCGGGCUCCUGUGGCAACGUUGCGCCGCAGAAGGUGAUGAGUGCACUUGCGGCAGUGGCCAUGUUCGCUUUGGCGAGGGGGACCGCUGGGUCGCCCUGCAGCUUGGUGCAGGAUCUGCCCCAGUGUCGUGCAAUAUCUCGAGCUUCGGAGAGGAUCCAGCUUUCAAUCGGAUGAAGGAAUGCUGGUGCGCUGCUCCUGCAAGCGAGAAUCCUCAACCUGCCCGUGUUGCCAUUGUCAUGCUUAGCCGACAUCCCCCAGACCUGAACACCUGGAUCAGGUACCACCUUCAUCAUGAAGGGGUCGAACACAUCUUCGUAAGAGCUGAGGAUUCGCCACAGAUCUCCGAAAGCGUCCAGCAGCUAUCAGCGCAGGACCAGGCGAAGGUCACGCUGUGGGCAACGCCAAGUCCAAGCCUACUUGGUUUGUCCUCGACGGACUCACGCCCUGUGGACGACUACACCACUUUGCAGGCCAGGCAAACUGCCGCAAUGGCCAGAGCCAGGGAUGCCUGCAAGCAGAUGGGGAUUGAUUGGCUUAUUCACAUUGAUGACGACGAGCUGCUGUAUUCUCCGCAAAGCCGGAAGAUUGGGGAUCUGUUGGCUGCCGUGCCCUCUAACUUGGCACAGGCUGCUCUGACCGGUCUUCUCUGCGAGUGUGCAGCCAGCGGCGACAUCGCUGGCCUUCGGGUUCUCAUCCACGCUGGGGCCGAGGUCAAUGCUGCUACGGCCUACGACAUGCGAACGCCGCUGCACUUGGCGGCUGCUGCUGGCAAGCUAGAUGUGGUCAAGUUUUUGAUCGCAGAGUGUGGUGCAUCGUUGCAGCAGGAUAGAUUCGGGUUGCUGCCCAUACACGAUGCUGUGGAGAACAGCCACACAGAGGUGCGACGCUACCUUCAGAGCCAGAAGCUAGCAGUUCCGCAGCAGUCUCUGCAAAAGCGACGACGCGUGGAUUCAGUCGAAACAUUGAAUACGACAACAGAUCGAGAUAGCAAUGAUACAGAUGAGCUGAUGGGGACCGUGUUCGAGUUAGUUGUCAAAGAAGGUGUCUUCAGCUACACGACGGUUCAUGCCGAAGUGAAGCACUUCUUCCAGGUGCUUCGCUUUCACGAAAUCUAUUUCAAGCAUUUCACGCCCAUGCAGAUUGCCAAGCAUGUUCACUGCCUCAUUGCUGCAAAGCAUGUUGCCCGUGCUACUGACGAUAUCGGCGGCCUGGAGUUUGACUUUAAGUCAGAGCACAGUGGCUUCUUCCUGAGCAGCAUUGGUUGCGCUAGGGAGCCAACAGGAGCACAGCUUCGCACCAUCGAUGCUGUGUCGGCCUUCCUUACACACUGCUUCGAGGACGGAAAGAAUGUGGCCUUGACAUUCAUGUCUUCCGAAGGUCCAGCCUUCGUUGGGGGACCGGAGCGCCUGGGCAUCUACUCCGUAGAGAAGGGCCACUUCGAGGUCUCCCGGGUGGCAGAGGGAGAAGCCUGCUUGGAGGUCUUGGCAUCCUCGCGGUUUUUGAUGACCAAGACCCGCGAGGCCAAGGAACAGUACCAAAUUGUCAUGGAAGAUGUCGUUGCGACGCGCCGAAGUGUCGUGAGGGUUGUCCCUGGGCACAUGUACCCUGGACCAUGUCCUUACGGCUUCGUGGUGCUUUUUUCGACGGCAGAGACCGUGGGUCGGCACUUCCUCAAAGAGAUCUGGCAGGCGAUGCGCUUCGUGGGACUAAUUCCCCGUCGCUUCUACCUGGAGAGCUUCGCGAAUGGUGUUAUCACUUACAGCCUCUUCUUCCCAACUGCCAGUGAUGACCAAGUCCAGAAGCUGAAGAGAACGAUUAUGCACGCCACGCUGCUGAAGGCCACGCCUGGCCGAUCCGCCUUGCUUUACAACAAGGUCAUGCAGUCAAGGAUUUCUCACGAGUGCGGUCUCUACCUCUUGGCAGCUGUGAAGUUCGUCUAUGCUUUCUUCCCGAAAGAGCAGUAUUCUCGGGAGUACACUGGUGUCCACAAAGUCUUGGAGCAAAACCCUGCGGCACAGAGAAAGCUGGAGACGCUGUACCGCCUUUGCAUGAAGGAUUUGCUUUCCACCGAGAGAAUCUACCAGCUGAUCAGCCGACAACCAGCCUUGGCUGAGCAGUUCUAUACUGACUUCCGAAAGAUUGCGACGGGUGAGUCCGCUCCGAGCUUCAAUUCUGUGCUGGGCGCCUCUAUCGAUGCAGCCUGCAGCGAUCCACAAGAUCGACAGAUCUUACGGAUGUUCCUGACUUUCAACCAGAGCGUCCGACUCACCAACUUCUUCAAGCCAGAGAUUCCUGGAGCCUUUGCAUUUCGUCUGGACCCGGCCAUAGUCCUCAAGGACCGCCCGGCUUCCCUCUACCCUGAGAUUCCUUAUGGGAUUUAUAUGGUGUGCGGCCGAGACUUCAUGGGCUUUCAUACACGAUUUCGGGAUGUUGCUAGGGGUGGUAUCCGCUUGGUCUUAUCCCGCGAUGGGGCAGCUUAUGAGCGCAACUUUGCCACAUUGUUUGACGAAUGCUACAACCUCGCCUACACUCAGCAGAACAAAAACAAAGACAUCCCGGAAGGUGGAGCGAAGGGCGUCAUUCUGCCAGAUUCAAACUGGUCUGGGGCGAAAGAUGUGGACGGCAACUGCCUCAUGGGAAACUCAUCGCAAAGCCCAGCUGCAACGCGCUCCUGCUUCAUCAACUACGUCAACGCAUUGCUGGAUUGCAUGCAACCAGAGCAAAACAACUUGUACAGUGGGCACAUGCAAGCUAAGAAGGAAAUUCUCUUCUUCGGGCCCGAUGAGAAUACGGCAGGGUUCAUGGACCUGGGUGCAGACAUUGCUCGUGAGCGGGGCUAUCCAUAUUGGAAGUCACUCACCACCGGCAAGAGCGUUUCUUUAGGUGGAGUGCCGCACGAUACCUACGCCAUGACCACCACGAGUGUCCACACUUACGUGACAGAGCUUCUGCAUCAGCUCGGCGAGGACGAGAGCCAAAUCACCAAGUUCCAAACAGGUGGCCCUGACGGCGAUUUAGGCUCCAAUGAAAUUCUGAUUUCCAAGGACAACACCGUUGCGAUCGUAGAUGGUUCCGGUGUUCUCUACGAUCCCGCUGGUCUCAACCGCAUGGAGCUGCGGCGCCUGGCGAAGCAGCGUCUGCCUGUGAAGCAUUUCGAUCGUUCCUUGCUGAAGACUGGCGGCUUCCUCGUUGUCGUGGAUGACAGUGAUGUUGUUCUGCCUGAUGGAUCGAAGUACUUGACUGGGGCAGAGUUGCGAGACUAUUUCCACCUCACAACCUACGCAACAGCAGACCUUUUCGUUCCUUGCGGUGGCCGUCCCAACUCUAUCACCAGUGACAAUGUCAAGCGCAUGUUCACAGCAGAUGGCUUGAAGCCAAAGUUUCGACUUAUCGUCGAAGGCGCGAAUCUCUUCUUGUCUGAUGGGGCACGAGUAACUUUGGAGAAUGCUGGCGUCCAUGUCUUCAAGGAUGCUUCUACAAACAAGGGCGGCGUCAACUCCUCGUCGCUGGAGGUAUUUGCAGCGCUUGCGCUGCCAGCAGAGGAUCAUUCAGCGCUGAUGUGCUAUGACCCUCGCAAAGGACAGGCGCCGCAAUUUUACCAAGACUACGUGCAGCAGAUCAAGGAGAUCAUCAUCGAGAAUGCCAAGCAGGAGUUCAAGGCUAUCUGGCAGUGUAGCAUCAGCGGCAUCAAGAAGGUGGAUGCCACCAAACUCAUCUCCAGCAAGAUCACGAAGAUGCAGGACACGAUCAUGGAAAAGUUCGAGGACAUGUCCAUAGCAGAGAGGGAGCAGCUCGUUCGACGUGUGCUGACUAUAGCCAUCCCGCCCUUGAUGCUGCAGAAGCUUGGCAUCGAGGGAAUUCUGGAGCGUGUCCCGGCGAAUUACAUUGCGGCCAUCGUUGGGGCGUGGGUUGCUUCGCGUUUUGUAUACAAGUAUGGCAUCAGUGCCACGGAGGUGUCCUUCUUCUUCUUCCUUCGUGGACUCCUCUCUGGCACCGAUGAAAAGGCGUAA
Symbiodinium sp. CCMP2592 is the source of this 5226-nucleotide messenger RNA. Lineage: Eukaryota; Dinophyceae; Suessiales; Symbiodiniaceae. The record is from the annotation of a GenBank genome assembly.